Molecule: messenger RNA, 483 nt
Organism: Spea bombifrons (plains spadefoot toad)
Lineage: Eukaryota; Metazoa; Chordata; Amphibia; Anura; Pelobatidae
Gene: CEBPZOS
Product: CEBPZ opposite strand
Exons: 5
Coding region: 127-357 (76 amino acids)
Source: RefSeq, a predicted model, not a curated record
UAGAACUCCUAUAGAAAGGCCCUGAAAACAAGCCUCGGAUACCAACGAGACACGUGAUCUUCGUUUCGUAGAGCGUUACAAAGCCACCCGUAGGAAGAGCGCUUAUUCGAUCAGCGGUGAACUGAAAUGGAGCCUGUUGCUAGGAAGAUCUUCAGGGGAGUUUUACUGCUGGAAGUAGUUGGUGUGGUCGGUGCUUAUGGCCUCUUUCAUAAAAUGAACGGGAGUCAAGAUUUUAGGUGUACCAUGAAAAGAAGAUUUCCAUCUAUUUUAGAAGUAUACUAUAAAUCCAAUGAAUGGGCAGGAAUUUAUGGCAUCCGUGAACAAGAUGCAGAAACAUGGGCUGCAAAAGGAAACUGAUUCAAUCGUGAACACAAGAUUAAAUGGAACAAAGUUAUAUAUGUAUAUGGGUCGAAUAAUCGUCUGUGAAUAAAUUGGCUGGUAUCUAGCCUCUGUACAAUAAAGUUUUUUUGCCUUGUAAUUCAA